GGGGAGCAAAAGUCACAAUUUAUCUGGAAAAGGGGUGGGGUAACAUGAGGAAAGAUCAUGUAAGUUGUCUUGGCUUCUCUGAGUGCCCUCUCUAACCAUGUAUGGCUCUGUAGUGCUAAAUGCCCAAGGGGUGCUACUGCCCCAGUCAGGGGACUUAUGGAAGACCAUCUUUCAAAAUCCCUUCAUACCUUCUGAGAUGCUACCCUCCCUACACCACUUGGUGGGCCUACAAGGGGCCAUAUGGCUGACAGAUAACCGUCCUGGAGAUCUAGCUGUACUCUUAUGUACCAUGAUGAAUAGCCAGUGCAAAGAGAGUGGGGUUCCUCUCCCUGGACUUGCUGAGGACCUGCUGUCACUGCUAAGUGUGUGGGACCCCUGCUUUGAAGAGUUGGAUGCUCCAUUGACCCUACAGGAUGCCAGGAGUCUGAGGGAUGUCCUUCUUACAACAGCUGCAUUCCACCAAGGUCUUCAAGAGCUUCAUGUGGGGAACUUGCCAUUAGCCUUGAGCAGCCUGCAGAAAGCAGCAUUCAGCCUGUGCCCCCGUUCCGUGCUGGCUCAAGUCCACACAGCUUUGGCAGCCUGUCUUCGGAAAAUGGGCCAUCCACAGAGGGCACUGCUGCAUCUUCUUGAAGCUCUCAAGGCAGACCCGGGCCAAGGGCCCCCUCUUCUGGAGGCUGCCAGACUCUAUCGACAGCUUGGCCACACCACAGCUGAACUGGACAGCUUAAAGCUACUGGUGGAGGCUUUGACUAUGCCUCACAGCCCCAGGCCACCCUUAUUCCCUAUUGCGGUAGAACUUCUGAUCACUCCACCCAGUCCUGCCUCCUCUCUUUACUGUGGGACCCAGAGCCAGGUCAAGCACAUGCUGGCAAGCAGGUGUCUCCAGACAGGCAGGAAUGAGGAGGCUGUGGAGCAAUUUCUGGACCUGCUGGCCUUACUGAUGGAUGGAUCAAUGUCACAGGGUAUGCAGUGUUCUAUGUUCCUGUCUGGUGGUUCUCAAGCUCCUCAUGUACCCGAGGUCUUCUUGGAGACAGCAGCAGCACUGAUUAUUGUGGGUAGAUUCCAAGAUUCAUUGACUGUCUGUGAAGAGCUGCUUAGCCGGAUAUCACUUUUGGUCCCCCAGAAACUGUGGCUGGGUCAAGGGGGACCUAGCCUUAGGCCUGUUCUAUCCACAGUCCCAUCUGUCUCUGAGAAGCCCUCAGAGCAUCUGUUCUGCCUGUUAUGGGCUUCAGCUGCCCACUUACUUCAGGGUCAGGCCCAUUCUGGGCUGGGGGCCCGGAGGGAAGCCCUGGAGGAAUUUAGCAGGUGCCUUGAGUUACUCUUCCGGGUACAGCCUUUGGACAGAGUUGUAGAUCAAGGUGCAGGUGGAGAUGUAGACCAAAGUUUGAGUGGAGAUGUGAUCUCCAGCAGUGAAGAUGAGCUCCCUUCAGAGAUCUGCUUACCUAGGAAGGUUCUUCAGAGGCUGAAAGCAGUGACAUUAAUUAGCCGAGGGCUGGAAUGGGUAGCAGAAGGCCAGGAUGCCCGGGCUCUACAGGAUUUCCUCCUUGGUAUGCAGGUUUGCCCAGGUGACCGAAAUGCUUCCUUACAUCUGCUGCAUGUCCUGUGGAGGCUAGAGCGGAGGGAAGAGGCCAUUACAAUCUAUCAGAGGCUAGAGGCCGAGGCAGACCAGGAACAGGAUGACUCUGAGGGUCUUCUCCCCCAGUACUUAGUGUCCUGUAUGAACCGGAUUCAAAUCACUGAGCAGGAGUCCCUCUUGCAAGAGCUUCGGAAAUCACUGCAGAGGCCCACAUGCCCUUAGUGGGCAUUCGAUCCUGGCUUCCCAGGGAUCUUCCCUAUUUGGGCCUCUUUCUUAGUUCAGCCUAGGGGAGUGGCUGAGCCUAGGGCCAAGACUUCAGUAAGGUUGGGGAAAGCUAUGUCCUUGGUCUCUUGGCUGGUCUUUUUGGUCAUUUUCCUUCAACACUCAAAGUAUAGGGAAGGAUGGCAUAAAGAGAUGAGUAAUCAAGGAUCACUGUGUCCCCUUCCCAUCUAUCUAGGUGUCAGUCUUCUAUCACUGUGUUUUUUUUUUGGUACUUUUCCUUUUUUCCAGGAAAAUUUUCCAUUGGUCUGUCUGUCCAUAUUGUUUGUCUUUGGCACAUACAUGCUGGUCUCUGGACACAGCCCUUUAUCUGAUUGAUACAUUCUGAUGAUAAUGGGAAGACAGUCCCUACUUUCCAAGGAAUUUUCUCUUGGAAGUAGAGAUUUCCCUUAUCCUUUUUUUCUUUCUUUUCUUUUCUUUCCUUUCCUUUUUUUUUUUUUUGGUGAGGCAA
Messenger RNA from Vombatus ursinus (common wombat), 2306 nucleotides. It is a transcript of the gene FANCG, whose product is annotated as FA complementation group G. Gene Ontology annotation, cellular component: Fanconi anaemia nuclear complex. Gene Ontology annotation, biological process: interstrand cross-link repair. Lineage: Eukaryota; Metazoa; Chordata; Mammalia; Diprotodontia; Vombatidae. The record is from RefSeq and is a predicted model, not a curated record. Gene Ontology annotation, molecular function: protein binding. The transcript has 11 exons. The coding region runs from base 98 to 1798 and encodes 566 amino acids.